Messenger RNA from Callithrix jacchus (white-tufted-ear marmoset), 6441 nucleotides. The record is from RefSeq and is a predicted model, not a curated record. NCBI's taxonomy places the organism in Eukaryota, Metazoa, Chordata, Mammalia, Primates, Cebidae.
CUAAAAAGGCUUCUAUUACUUUGAAAUAAGCUUCAUUUAAAAAAUUGAUUUCUUAUAGAGGUUUCACACAUUCAAAAGUGACACUUCCAUGCCUUUUGGGUUGGUUUUGUUGUUGGCAUUGGGGGGUGAAGGCGGUCCUUCCCUAUCUUCCACACUCACUCUUUGCUCAUCACUAGAGAAGAGAUGCCAUUAAUAUUCCAGGACAUGGAUUAGGCCACGUUUACCACUAAGAGUCACUCAGCAAUAAAAGAUGAUAUACAUGUGGCUCUCCCUUCUGCAUCAUGCUUCAUGAGCUAGGAGAGAGGAACCAAGCCAAAGCCCCCAAGCCAGCCAUCUUUCUCUUCUUUCUUCCCUGCACAUAGACCUAAGUCCAUCUUUGCUUCAGUCUUCUGUUUCUACUUUACUCCAGGCCAAAAGAUCUUAGCUUUUAAGAUCUUAAAGUAUGGAUCAGAGGAGCAAAUACAGAGGGCCAUGUGCCCUAUCACAGCUUAACUAUAGCUCUCUGUGGGGGUGUCAAGAUCAGCCCAGCCCAAUAACAAUUAAUAAUAAAAUAUUUACAGGUUGCUGCUGAUUCUUCCUCGUGUGGCCUUUUCAGGAACCUCUUGGGGAAUUGGAGGAUUAAGACAUGGUAAGAUUUUAGAUGUUCUUGGGCUCUAAGAUUGAGGGGUUUCCUUGGAGGUGAGACUUGAAGUACAAUGUCUGGGAGAGUUCCAGGCAAACUAGGGUGAGUUGGUCGCCCUGCCCUGUCUUCACACCACCUAAAUCUUAUCCUUAUUGUAAUACAGGUUGGAGGUUUGGGGAAGGUUAUUUUCUAUAAACAUUAACGAGUAAGUCCAUUGGAAAUUAUAAUGGUAGAUUUAUACUGAGCUAUGGUGGAGGGAACACUUUUUAAAUUUGGUACUACCUUAGGAAAAGGUAACACAGUGGCUUUAAAAACAACAACGUAAGUUCAAAAAUACCUUAUUUGGACUUAACAUUCUUCUAUCAUCUCUAUUCUAGCCACUAGGAGAAGAUUAUAGGAAAAACACCAGGACUAGAGGACUCGGGGUUUCUUUUAUGCAAAGUCAACUCUUCUGGGUCACAGUUACCCAGCAACAAAAAUAAAGGGCAAGCUUCACUGCUGAGUUGCUUGGAGGAGCUUGGAGAAACCAGAAGUGUGAACCAGAAGAAGCAAGGAAGGCCGUGGAAUGUCAGGGGCCCCUCUCCCAGAGGAGGAGAAAUAAAUGAAGAAAUCAGCAUUGGAGAAACACUGGCAGAGAUUCAAAGAAGCCACUAAACCAGAAGAACAUGGAUGGACUUGGUCAAAAUUCGGACAAUGGAUUACUGGUUACACAUGUUAACCAGACACAGGACUUACUGAGGCUGCAGGGGAGCGAGACCCAGUCUUCAGAUUGGGAGGACUCUGAAGACUGGCUUUCAGCUCACAGUUUAAAGUGUCAGAAACUCACCUUGGCUGACCUGAUAAGCCAGGGCACAGCAGUGCUGGAGGAGGGCACCAAUGUCGUGCAGAAAAUACGUUUCUCCACCCAGAUCAUCCACUACUUUGAGUCAAAGCUUUCUGACACUAUUGAACUCUAUCAACAAAGAAUUCAGUGGCUCACAGAAAACAGCAAGAAGGCAUUUGGCCUCAUCAAAGGGGCCAGAGUCAGCGUCCUCAUAGAUGUGUCAUCCGUCGGCAGUGGCCCUCAGAAAGAGGAGUUCCAAAAGGACCUCAUGAGCCUCAUCGAUGAGCAGUUGAGCCACAAGGAGAAGCUGUUUGUCCUGUCCUUUGGAACAACCACCAGGUCCCUCUGGCCAGACCCCAUGGAAGUCAGCGCAUCCACCCUCCGGGAACUUAAGCUGUGGGUAAAGACACUGCAGCCUGCUGGAGGCAGCAACCUGCUACAGGCCCUGAAGAAGAUCUUCACUCUCAAGGGGCUGGAUUCCCUGGUGGCCAUCCUGAGAAGUUGCCCAGAUCAGCCUUCUGAAAUCCUGUCCGACUACAUCCAGCAGUCCACCAUGGGAAGAGACCUCAUUGUCCACUUAAUCACCUACAAAUGCGAUGAUCAGAUGCCCCCUGCUGUCCUGAAGAACCUUGCAGAAGCUAUUAGCGGCUACUACCACUGCUACAGCCCAAAGAUGGAGCUCUAUACCAGCCGGGACGUGGAUGAGCUCCUGGCAGAAAUUCAAAAGGCCCAGAGCCUCCUUGGCCACAUGCAAGCCCUGCAGCACAGCAGCCCCUGUGAGGCGCUCACCUGCACCAUGGAGGAGAUUUCCACAGAGAUUGCAAAAGGGCCACUCAUAAGCCUCUUGCCUAAACCUCCAAAGCAUGACGCUCCUCUCACUAUUGAGUUUCCAAACUUGGACAAGACUUCUGCAGAGUGGCUUAAGGUCAAUGGUCUGAAAGCCAAGAAAUUAAGUCUAUAUCAGGUCCUGGCACCCAAUGCAUUUUCUCCUGUGGAGGAAUUUGUACCUAUUCUCCAGAAAACAGUAUCAUCGACUGUCUAUGAGAAGGCAAUGAUACAGUUUGAAUGGCAUGAUGGGACAGUGAAGAACAUUCAUGUGGACCCACCCUUCCUCUAUGAGUACCAGAGACAGCUCAGCAGAACUAUGCGGAUGUACGAGAGGAGGAUCGAGUGGCUAUCCCUGGCCAGCAGAAGAAUCUGGGGCACUGUCUGUGAAAAAAGGGUGGUUAUACUGCUCGAUAUCUCUGCGACCAAUUCCAUGUACAUUAUUCAUAUCCAGCACUCCCUGCGGCUGCUGCUGGAGGAGCAGCUGUCCAACAAGGACUACUUCAACCUCAUCGCGUUUGGAAGCACAAUUGAAAGCUGGAGGCCUGAGAUGGUUCCCAUGAGCCACGACAAUUUACAGAGUGCCUGGCGGUGGGUCCUGAACCUGCGGUGUCAGGGCAGCAGGAACGUUCUCAGUGCCCUGCGGAAGGCUGUGGAAGUGGACUUCAAGGACAAAGAUAAACACCAAUCGCAGGGAAUCUACCUCUUCACCGGGGGCAUCCCCGACCAGGAUAUGCCUACACUCAGCGCCUACAUGGCCGAGGCCUGUGGCGGCUGUGACCUCCAGCUGAAUGUGUGUCUCUUCUACGUGGGUGAGCCAAAGAUGGACACCACGCCCCCUGCCUGCUAUGCCAGCCGCACCGACACAGCUGCUGCCUACCGGGAGGUCACCCGGGCUGCAGGUGGCCGCUUCCACUGGUUUGGAGACACAGGCAUUUAUGAGAGUGAUGACAUCAACUCCAUCAUGUCUGAGAUGGAAAAGGCUCUCAACUACUCCCAAAAGUGUGCCUUCCUCAUGGCCUCCCUGAAGAACCAUUCAGGAAAAGAACUGGGAAGUGCAGCCCUCCCAAAAGAAAAACCAAAGACGCUUCAGCAAAGAAGUCAGCCCAAGAAGUUCGGCCUUCCCAGGCCCACCACUCCCUUGGGGUCCAGAAUGAGCGUUAAAGAUGACCCUGACAGAGAGAAGAGCCUCCCCUUGAAAUCUCCGAAAUGGCGUCCACUCAGCAGCAGAGCUGGCAUCUCACCAGCUGCAGCCCAGCCAGUGAAAGAAGGGAUGAUGGAACGGAGGAGGAAAACCAGGUCAAGGGAAGCGGAGACAUCUCUUUCACUGUUCUACACAGAGACAGGGAAUAACGUGGGCUCGGUGUACAAGAAGUACCCUCAAGGAAGGGGUGUGAGAAGAACUAGCUCUUCUAUGGACUUACCCAGAAAGGAUACAGUUUGCUCAAGCCAAGAGUGGGUGGCAAAAUAUGGGCUGAAAAAAUUGAAGCUGGAGAUUUCCAGAUGCAUGGGUCCCAACUGCACUCAUCAAAAGUCAGGACAGAGGUCAUCAUCAGCCAGACACUGCAGCAUCUUCCCCAGCAUUGAGAUCCAUGGAGUGGUGAGACACAUUCAGUGGAUGCCCAGGGAGAUGGAGGUGUACAUCAGGUGCGUGGAGAAGGUGUUAAGAUGCUACGUCCAGAGGCUGCAGUGGCUGCUGUCCGGGAGCCGCCAACUGUUUGGCACCGUUUUGGAGAACAGAGUAUGCAUUCUGCUGGACACAUCAGGGUCCAUGGGCCCCUACCUGCAGCAAGUUAAGACAGAGCUGGUUCUGCUGAUUUGGGAACAGCUGCGGAAGCGCUGCGACAGUUUUAACCUGCUCAGCUUUGCAGAGGGCCUUCAUUUGUGGCAGGACACACUGAUGGAGACCACAGAUGCAGCGUGUCAUGAGGCUAUGCAAUGGGUGACCCACCUGCAAGCUCAGGGCAGCACCUCCAUCUUGCAAGCAUUGAUGAAGGCUUUCAGUUUCCAUGAUCUGGAAGGAUUGUACCUCUUGACUGAUGGAAAGCCAGACACGAGCUGCAGCCUUGUCCUAAACGAAGUCCAAAGACUCAGGGAGAAAAGAGAUGUGAAAGUGCACACCAUUUCCUUGAACUGCUCAGACAGAGCUGCGGUUGAGUUCCUGAGAAAGCUGGCUUCCAUCACCAAUGGACGCUAUCACUGCCCUGUGGGUGAGGACACACUCUCCAAAAUUCACAGCCUGCUGACCAAAGGCUUCAUCGAUGAAAAGGAUCCUACGCUGCCACCAUUUGAAGGUGACGAUUUAAGGAGACUGGCCAAGGAGAUCACCAAGGCCAGAAGCUUCCUCUGGCAGGCCAAAUCCUUCAGAUCCCAACUCCAGAAGAAAAAUGAUGCAGAACCAAAGAACAUGCUUUCCUAGAGGAGUGUUCUCAGAGAUGGGGUUUUACUAUGUUACCCAGGCUGUUCUCAGACUCUUGAACUCAAGUUAUCUGCCCACUGCAGCCUCCCAAAGUUCUAGGAUUACAGGCAUGAGCCACCACGCCCAGCUGAACAAGAGUUUUCAAAGGAUGAUAUAAUCCAGCACUGAAGAAACACCCAUCAAAAGCAGCAUGAUGUGAUUGGUGCAUAAAGCAACAGAGAUGAGUGGAAGAUUGCAAGACAGGAAGACUAGAUAGAUGGGUAGAAGGAAGGAAAGAAACAUAGAUAGGAUGAAUUAGACAGGUGGAAGGUUGGAUGGAUGGAAGUUUUGAUGGAUAGGUGGAGGCAUAGAUGAUGGAAGAUUGUAUGGACAGGUGGAAGAAUAGAUGGAUGAAACGUUGUAUGGACAGGUGGAAGUACAGAUGGUUGGAAGGAUGGAUGGAUAAGUGGAAGGAUGGAUGGAUAGGUAGAAGGAUGGAUGAUGGAAGGUUGGAUGGAUAAGUGGAAGGAUGGAUGAUGGAAGGUUGGAUGGAUACGUGGAAGGAUGGAUGAUGGAAGGUUGGAUGGAUAAGUGGAAGGAUGGAUGAUGGAAAGUUGGAUGGAUACGUGGAAGGAUGGAUAAGUGGAAGAUUAGAUAGAUAAGUGGAAGGAUAGAUGAUGGAAGUUUGAAUGGAUAAGCAAAGUUGGAUGGAUAAGUGGAAGGUUGGAUGGACAAGUGGAAGGUUAGGUGGGUAAGUGGAAAGUUGGAUGGGUAAGUGGAAGGUUGGAUGGAUAAGUGGGAGGUUGGAUGGAUAAGUAGAAGGAUGAAUGGAUAAGUGGCAGGUUGGAUAGAUGGAUGGAAGGUUAGAUAGAUAAAUGGAAGAAUGGAUGCUGGAAGGUUAGAUGCAUAGGUGCAAGGAUGGAUGGAUGAAAGGUUAUAUGGAAGGUGGAAGUACAGAUGGAUGGAAGGCUAAAUGGAUAAGUGGAAGGUUGGAUGAUGGACGGUUGGAUGGAUAAGUGGAAGGAUAGAUGAUGGAAGUUUGAAUGGAUAAGCAAAGGAUGAAUGGAUCAAAGAUUGGAUGAAUAAGUGGUAAGUUGGAUGGAUAAGUGGAAGAUUGGAUAGAUAAGUGGAAGGAUGAAUGGAUAAAUGGAAAGUUGGAUGGAUAAGUGGAAAGUUGGAUGGAUAAGUGGAAGGUUGGAUGGAUAAAUGGAAGGAUGGAUGGAUAUGUGGAAGGAUGGAUGGAUAGGUAGAAGUAUGGAUGAUGGAAUAACUUUUUUGUUUUUGUUUAAAUAUUUGCAAAUUAUUUAUCUAACAAGGGAUUUAUAUCCAGAAUAUAUAAAGAACUCUUAAAAGUCAACAAAUAACUCAACUGAAAAUGGGCAAAGGAUUUGAAUAGACACUUCUCCAAAGAAAGCACAUCAUUAACGUGCCAAUGAGCACAAGAAAACAUGUUCAGCCGCAUUAACUAUCAGGAAAUACGAAUGAAACCACAAUGAGAGACCACUUCACAUCCAAUAGAAUAGCUAAAAUUUAAAAAAUAGAUAAUAACUGUUGGUAAGGAUGUGGAAAUAUUGGAACCCUGUACACUGCUGGUAGGAUUGUAAAAAUGGUACAGCUACUUUAGAAAACAGUUUGGCAUUUCUUCUCUUAAAAACAAGGUAAUCAUAUGACCCAGCAAUUCUGCUCCUAGAUAUAGAUGAAACACUGUUCUUAGGGUUCUAUGACGAUUUGGCUGGCAGGACAGAGCCCAUCACGCAAGGCCUUUGCGUCUUU